This is a messenger RNA of Orycteropus afer afer, 1657 nucleotides long. The record is from RefSeq and is a predicted model, not a curated record. Lineage: Eukaryota; Metazoa; Chordata; Mammalia; Tubulidentata; Orycteropodidae.
ACGUUAGCUCUUUUGCAUCCGUCGCCCGCCAUUGGUCCGUUGGGCAAUACAGGCCGUCCCAGCUUUUUAAAGCCGCCGCGUAGUAUAAACAAGGAGAUGCAGGGCGGCUAGGGCAUGAUGUCAUCGAGGUGCCGCAGCUCUUGGAGCUGACGUCAUCUCCGGGAAGGUGGCCGGCCCAGGGCUGUUAGGGACAGCCUUACAACUCGGCGGGCUCUAGAGCCACCCCCGCCCCGUAGGUGGUUAGUCCCUUUGCACUUCAGUGGCUCAGGCGGCGCUCCAUCCACGAGGAGAGGACCAUGACACAGGGUGUGAGCCCCAGCCCAGUCCUUCCACCACCUGACACCCCUGAUGCAACCAUGGGCAUUGGCAGUGACUAGGUGGCCCCCCUGCAUACCUGUGGGUCAGCGGCAGUUCUCAGCAGGGCCUAGCAGUGCUCCAGGCCUGCUUCGGCACAGCAGCCACUGCCCCGACCACCUCACCUCCCUGUAGAGGAGCGCCGAGCCUCGGCUCCUGCCGGCGGGAGCCCCCGAAUGCUGCACCCGGCCACCCAGCAGAGCCCGUUCAUGGUUGAUCUCCACGACCAGGUGCACCAGGGACCCGUCCCUCUGUCCUACACAGUCACCACCGUGACAACCCAAGGCUUCCCUUUGCCUGCGGGCCAGCACAUCCCUGGCUGUAGUGCCCAGCAGCUCCCAGCAUGCUCCGUGAUGUUCAGCGGACAGCCCUACCCCCUCUGCUGCCUCCCGCCCCCACUGAUCCAGGCGUGCACCAUGCAGCAACUUCCGGUGCCCUACCAGGCUUACCCCCACCUCAUCUCCAGCGACCACUAUAUCCUGCACCCACCACCGCCAGCCCCACCCCCCCAGCCAACCCACAUGGCGCCACUCGGGCAGUUCGUGUCACUGCAGACCCAGCACCCAAGAAUGCCUUUGCAGCGGCUUGAUAGUGAUGUGGACCUGCGAGGAGACCAGCACCCACUGGGGAGCUUCACCUACUCCACCUCGGCCCCUGGCCCCACCCUCUCCCCAUCUGUGCCCCUGCACUACCUGCCCCAUGAGCCGCUGCCCCAAGAGCUGCCCUUUGGCAUGCCAUAUUCCCACAUGAUGCCACGGAGACUGAACACCCAGAGAUACCGUCUGCAACAGCCGCUACCGCCACCGCCACCACCGCCGCCACCACCACCACCUUAUUACCCCAGUUUCCUGCCCUACUUCCUCUCCAUGCUGCCAAUGUCACCCACUGCGAUGGGGCCUACCAUCAGCCUGGAUCUAGAUGUGGACGAUGUGGAGAUGGAGAACUAUGAGGCCCUCCUGAACCUGGCGGAGCGGCUGGGCGAUGCCAAGCCCCGAGGCCUCACCAAAGCCGACAUUGAGCAGCUCCCAUCAUACCGCUUCAACCCCGACAGCCAUCAGUCAGAGCAGACGCUGUGUGUUGUCUGCUUCAGUGACUUCGAAGCACGGCAGCUGCUCCGAGUCCUCCCUUGCAACCAUGAGUUCCAUACCAAGUGCGUCGACAAGUGGCUGAAGGCCAACCGGACAUGCCCCAUUUGCCGGGCCGAUGCCUCCGAGGUGCCCAGGGAGGCUGAGUGAGGCCCCACAGCUGCCCAAGAGAACCCUGCCCGAAGCUCUGGAAACUCGGGGGGGUGGGACCCCAGGAG